CGAAGCGGUUCUUCAAGCGGAGCGCUCGGGUCCGCGGCCCUCGGCCCGAAACGGCGGCAGCUGGGGGCGGGGCCUCGGCGGAGGCCGGCGCCCCGCCUCUCUCGCGCCCUCCUCCUGCGUGACGUGCUGCCCUGCCCCUCUCACGCCCGCGCGGCGCCGCGGUCUCUCGGCUUGGUUACCGCGUCCCGGCGCUGGCCCCGGAAGUAGGGUCGCCCCGCACGGUUUCUGCUCCUGGGCGGCGACGGUCGCUACGGUGGCGGCCACUGCAUCUCGUACCGCCUCCGCGGCCCUGGGCGUGGUAUCAGCGGGCCCUGGGACUAUGACGGGCCAGGGCCAGUCGGCGGCGUCAGGGUCGUCGGCGUGGAGCUCGAUAUUCCGCCACGUCCGGUACGAGAACCUGGUGGCGGGCGUGAGCGGCGGGGUGCUGUCCAACCUCGCGCUGCACCCGCUCGACCUCGUGAAGAUCCGCUUCGCCGUGAGUGACGGAUUGGAACUGAGACCAAAAUAUAAAGGAAUUCUGCAUUGCUUAACUACCAUUUGGAAACUUGAUGGACUGCGGGGACUUUACCAAGGAGUAACCCCAAACGUGUGGGGUGCAGGUUUAUCCUGGGGACUCUACUUUUUCUUUUACAAUGCCAUCAAAUCAUAUAAGACAGAAGGAAGAACGGAACGUUUAGAGGCAACAGAAUACCUCAUCUCCGCUGCUGAAGCUGGAGCCAUGACCCUCUGCAUUACAAACCCAUUAUGGGUAACAAAAACUCGCCUUAUGUUACAGUAUAAUGGUGUUGUUAACUCCUCACAACGACAAUAUAAAGGAAUGUUUGAUACACUUCUGAAAAUAUAUAAGUAUGAAGGUGUGCGUGGAUUGUAUAAGGGAUUUAUUCCUGGACUAUUUGGAACAUCACAUGGUGCCCUUCAAUUUAUGGCGUAUGAAUUGUUGAAGUUGAAAUACAACCAACAUAUCAACAGAUUACCAGAAGCCCAGUUGAGCACAAUAGAAUAUAUAUCUGUUGCAGCACUAUCCAAAAUAUUUGCUGUAGCAGCAACGUACCCAUAUCAAGUUGUGAGAGCUCGUCUUCAGGAUCAACACAUGUUUUACAAGGGCGUAUUGGAUGUAAUCACAAAGACAUGGAGGAAAGAAGGCAUCGGUGGAUUUUACAAAGGAAUUGCUCCCAAUUUGAUUAGAGUGACACCAGCCUGCUGUAUCACUUUUGUGGUAUAUGAGAACGUCUCACAUUUUCUACUAGACCUUAGAGAAAAAAAAAAGUAAGCUAAAAGAAGUUAAUUCCAAUACAUCUGCUUAAGCAGCAACUCUUCCUUUGUGUCUGAGAUUUAAACAUCAGAAGAAGACAGCACAGCAACAUGGCUCACAAUGAAAAUUGAUCUACAAUCAUUAGUAGUCAGAGAACUGCUAAGAACUUGCAAUGUUUUUCUGCUUUUUGCCUUCCCUGUAUGUGUGGGACUUGGCUACCUCUGCCAGAAAUGGCUCCCAUCAACACAGUAGUAAAACCGACAUCAAGUGGAGAGUUUCACAAAUUUCUGUAUUUCACUGUUCAAGUAGGAGCUGAUAACAGCAUUUGCUAAAUGGAUUAGCUGAAUAUGCUGCUUUUUUCUAAACUCAUUUGCCUGGAUUGGAUUUAGAAUCAGUCUCGUGCAAAAUAGCAAGUAAUGGCUUCUGAAAAGAAUUUUAUCAUUGCUGUUUCAAGGGUAAAUUAAAUUUUAAGGACUUUCUGGGCAAAGUGUUGCUUAAAUCCAGACCAGUUUUGAAUUGGGAAAUUUUGGUGAGAAAAAAACCCUAUAUAUAAAUGUGCUUUAGUUUUCAAUUCAGUUGGAAUGUGCUCACUAGGAAAUUUGAAAAGUGAUAUGCUUCUCUUAAUUUGAAAAGUAACUGAUAUUCAUUGUCAUUCUGCAAUUAAUCUUUUCCCCUGGGGGCUCUUCCAUAAUUUAAAAUAUAAUUGUGGAUUCAGUGACUAUUUUUUGACAUAGAUACUUAGUGUCUCUUAAACUUUUAAAAUCUGAAUUGGGAACCAGCUGUAUCAGUCUUGGCUAACAUAUUUGGCUAUAAUCACUAACUGGCUAUAAAUCAGUAAUAGAUCACUUCAUACAAAUACUGUAAUGAUUGGGAUCUGUUAGUUGAGAAACUGUGGGGAAAUGAGUAACUUCCUAAGUCAGCCAUCGGAUAUAUGGGUCCAGAUCUCAAAUAAAUGAUUAAUAUACAUUGGUUGCUCAUAUUCAGAUGGAAUUCUAUUAAUGGCCGUUAUUGAUUUUUACUUGAGUCAUAUAAAUACCUAUAAAAGACUGCCCCAAAAGGACACCAGAAUUAUAUUUUUAUUUAUCAUAAGCCUUUAUGAAUGCUGUUGCACUUCCAUCUGUCUGUUGUAAAUAAAAAACAUUGUGGUUUUCAAAACCAUUUUUAAAUGGUUCUUUGAAAAUAGGUCUAUUUUUUUAUAUUUUGCAAAUGGCAUUAUUUUAAAAAUAUGAAACAAGUAUCUAAUUGUAUUUAAGUUAUAACAUGCACAGGAAUACUUUAUAAAUUAAAUGUGAUGUAUUUUUUCAUA
Messenger RNA from Nyctereutes procyonoides (raccoon dog), 2558 nucleotides. RefSeq names its product solute carrier family 25 member 32 (gene SLC25A32). The transcript is spliced from 7 exons. The record is from RefSeq and is a predicted model, not a curated record. Gene Ontology annotation, molecular function: FAD transmembrane transporter activity; folic acid transmembrane transporter activity. Gene Ontology annotation, biological process: folate import into mitochondrion; nucleotide transport; mitochondrial transport. Gene Ontology annotation, cellular component: mitochondrion; mitochondrial membrane. The coding region runs from base 320 to 1270 and encodes 316 amino acids. Lineage: Eukaryota; Metazoa; Chordata; Mammalia; Carnivora; Canidae.